AUGGAAAGAUUCAGAAGCAAUUCGGACCUGUAUAGAUCACGAUCUAAUACAAAUGGGACAUCAAAUGUUCCGAAAAGACAGAACCUUGUACUUUCUACCUCAUUUGUUUCAACAAGAAGGUUCGAUGAUGGGGUACCAGUUCCAACUAGUCCGCUUCUCACCAAGCAUAGAAGCUCUACGAUCAAUACGUUGAAAUCCGAGAUUACUCAAUUAGAACAAGAGAUUGACCGUCAAAGGAAACGGAAAGUGGACCAUGCGAGAUUAAAGAAAUCGUCUAAUUCUAAUGACAUAUACGUGGAUAAAUACUCCACUAAUCAUUUAGAGAAUCAUUCGAUGAGACUUAGAGCCAACAGUGAAAUUAGAGAUAUAGAAAUCAACAUAAAAAGGUUGCAAGAGCAGUUAAAGUUAACAAAACUGAAAUUGAAAAGGUCCGAGGCUGGAGCUGGUGAUUUAAUAACACCAUCGAAGCCGAUACAAAAUAUAAAUGCACAAUCGAAUGAAAGUAUUUCGGAAGGCCGAGAUAGUGAUUCAGAUGAGCAAGAAUCUGAGGAAAUAGGUCAUCGGUUAACUCCAACAAAAAGCAUACCGACGUUGGUGUUUCAGUCUGAUGAUAUGGAUCACUCUUCAGAGCAUUUAUCUAUGAACAUGCUUUACGAAUCACCAACGAAGGAAACCGCUACAUGGCUCAUAUCUGAUCAUUUACAAAGCUUACAGGAUAUCAACGCUUCAGUGGACUUCAUUUUACAGAAAGCAAAUGGCUUGGUUAUCUUACUACACAAGAAUCCAGAAAUAAAAGAAGAUCUCGUCAUAACAGCAUUUGCUUCAACGAUACAAAAUUUAUUGUUGAAUAGCAACCAAAAAAUUCGUUCUGCCGGAUACAGAAUUGUAAGAUACCUUAUAUUGAAUGAGAACACUAUAGAUUUUAUGACAAAAUUGCACAUAGAUGUUUUUAUUACAAUGUCCCUUGGUAAAGAUAAAGCCCAUCAAGAAGAACGCGAACAAGCGCUCAAACUUACUAGGAGGUUCAUUGAUUUCAAUGCUUAUGGUAUAAAUAAAUCGAUUACACAAGCAGUUGUAAGUUGCGUGGAGCUACAAGAUGAUGCACUACGGAUUGUUGCAUUUGAAACCCUUAUAGAAUUGACCUUCAUUAAACCAGAACUAAUAGACGAAUGUCGGGCAUUUCCAAUAAUUCAGGCUUUCAUUCUAGAUCCAAAUACAAAAAAUGAGGAGUUGGCUAUCAGUUCCAUGAUCGAGAUGCUAUCAUAUCCGCAAAUAAGACCCUACUUUAUCAAAAACUUCCAUACAGGAAAUCUUCUCAGCGGAUUCUCAGAUUAUCAAACAAAACUUACUGGCAGCUUAGAUAAAGUUCAAAGAUCAGUCAGAGUGAUAGUUCGAAUAUUACAGGAUUUUAAUGGUUUACUUUUAUUCGCUUUGAACGAUUGCCAACUACUAAAGCAAUUAAUUGCCUUUGCGCAAUCACCAUCUCUAUUCAAAUACAUUAUGAACAUAUUUAUGAUAUCUUUGCGAAUUAAAAGAAACAUACCGGAGAAAAUUGACUGCUCACAAAUAGACCAAUACGUUUAUCUCUUAAUAUCCAUGAUGAACAAUGCUGAUUUUGUUAACAAGAUUAUGAAAUAUUCGCUAGCAGCCUUACCAAAAUUAGAUUCAAGCACUAGGGAUAAUACUAGACUUAUACUUGCCAAAAACUUUGACGCCUCAAUGCACUUAACGACAGUGAUAACAAAGUUCAAUAACUUAAAAUUUCCUGAGAAGCUUGACCAAUAUAAGCUAUUCCAUGAGACUUUUGUUUUCAACAAUGCCGUUUAUUCUACCAGAAGUAAACUCGCUACAACUAACACACAAAAGAUGAUGCUUAAAUCUGCAGGAGUUAUGCAAUUGAAUUCUUCAAAGAAAAACAUAGAUGAUGUUGGUUUCAAAAAGAUGGUUUUUGAUUCAAAAGUACUUCAAACCAAGAAUUUCAGUUUUUGGAACUGGCAAGUAAUAGGAGAAUUAUGCAAGAGUCCAUUGAUGAACAAAAAGAGACUAGAUGAAUUAGCAAAAAGCACUAGAUUCGUUCGUAGAAUGUUGGUGUUCUAUCGUCCUUUUCGAUUUAGAUUUACUAGUGUUUCUUUGAAGGAUCCUAUGGCUAACACUUAUGUAGAAGUGGGUUGUCUUUUCUUCCGCAUGUUACUAUCUAGUAACGUCGGCACCAAAAUUCUGGCUGAUGACACCAAGUUGAUACCUCAAAUCGCAUCUGUGCUAUAUAACAACAUUCAAGGCCAUUUUGUUAGUGAUAUGCUAUUUACUGAGAACGCAUUGAACGAAAAGCUUUGUAGUGGUUAUUUUAAGAUAAUUUUCGGGGUUUUCACAGAAAAUUCCAGUGGUAUGUCGUUCCUUGAGAAAUGGAAUGUAUUCACUGUCAUCAACAACAUGUUUUCGAAGAAAUCUAGCAUUUCUAUCAAAUAUCUAAUGUUAGCACUUCCGGAAUUGAACUUCCGAUUUUCAAGAUGUAAGAUGUUCCUAAACAAGGCCCUACUAGAUGAUAGGGAAGCCAUUAGGAUUUUGGCAACAGAGACAUUAGGAGAGAAAUUACAGAGUUUAGAAGAAGAUGAGGUUAAACUAGAGGCGUAUUUUAUUCAACUGACUUGUAGGCAAUUGUAUGAUUUGGCUCCGACCGUUGUUGCCAUUGCGGAUAAAAUAUUGUACGAUUAUUGUUCUACGAACGUACAUCCAACUAAGAUUCUCCAAUCUUCUAUAAAAAACUGCCUAGACCAGUUAAUAUUUAUCGGUUCCCCAACUUUGUUAAAACUUAUGGAAACAAGUGAAGGGUUUCAGCAGUUGAGAGGAUUAAACUAUACCAAUAAGGAAAGAAUAAAUUGGAAAACAUUCAAAAACAGGGAAUUCGUCUUCAAAGUGGAGCAAUUCCUAGAGCAAGAAAUAUCAAAGCCGGAAAGCACUUCAAAACGCAGCUUCCCCCUACACUUUUACCAAUACCUUUGCAAGUCAGAGGAAGGUGCCAAUCUUUUGAGUAAAUCCGAUGAUAUAAAAGAUUUUGUCACGGUGAUUAAGAAGCAUAUCAUUAAUGAACAAACGGAUAACGAUCCACCACAUAGCGAAGAAGGAAUAAUUAAAUUGACAAGUUGUAUGUGGGCUUGUGGAUUCAUUGGUGCAACCGAUUACGGUAUCAAUCUACUUGAUAAGUAUUCAUUUGUGCAGGAUAUCGUUGAAUUGGCCAACGAAAGUCAAUAUACAAGUAUUAAGAACACUGCAUUUUACGUAUUGGGACUAGUUUCAUAUACCAUGGAGGGGCGGGAAAUGCUUGAAGAAGUCGGCUGGGAAUCAAUAAUGGACACUCGAGGUAUGCCAAUUGGUGUAUGUGUCCCAAAAAAUGCCGAUACAUUGUUGCAUUGGUCUGACCUUGGGCCUAUCAAAAUACCACCAGGAGACAUUCAGAUUGAAUGGGAUGAAGUGAAUGAACACAAUCAGAACGCGGCGUCUAUAUGUAACAAUGAACUGAAUUCGAACAUUAUAGUUGGGGACCAUGAGAUCCCUUUAGACAACUUAUUGGAAUGGGAAAGAUCCGAGACGUCUGUGAAUCCCGACCAGCAGGAAGAGGACAAACAAGAAUUGGAACGAGCGAUCCGAGAGAUAUCCCAAACAAAUGAGUCGAAACUGCCAGAUGUGUUUGAAGAUGACAAGAUCAACAAUAGGAUCCUAAGGAUAGUAAGCGAUAUGGGCAACAAUAUCCUUCUGAAUGGUGCGAUCAAAGAGAUAACUGCUCUCCAGUCCAAGUAUGGGCCUAGUAGAUUCCAAAGCCCAGAAAUGUUUGAACAAGUUUAUGAAUUAUUGGGAGAGUACCGAUUCAAACCCUCAGUUCGAAAAUUUUUGUUGGAACUGUUCAUCAACACACGAGCCGUUGAGAACAUGAUACGGAACGAGAGGAGAAGAAAAAGAUAA
This is a messenger RNA of Kluyveromyces lactis, 3957 nucleotides long. RefSeq names its product TORC2 complex subunit TSC11 (gene TSC11). Gene Ontology annotation, cellular component: TORC2 complex. The record is from RefSeq and is a predicted model, not a curated record. The transcript has a single exon. Bases 1 to 3957 code for a protein of 1318 amino acids. NCBI's taxonomy places the organism in Eukaryota, Fungi, Ascomycota, Saccharomycetes, Saccharomycetales, Saccharomycetaceae. Gene Ontology annotation, biological process: TORC2 signaling.